AUGGAUUUUAUUGUUGACCCAUACAUACGUCUCCACAUCUGGUUUCAUCCCUGGCCACCAGAACUGGCGUUUGAAUCCCUUGACAAACUGGCUUAUGAAGUAGCCUUUGUGGAAGAUAUAGCCAGACAGGAGCAGGCUCCUAGAUUUGAAAUUGGAGAAUGGCUACAUGAAAGCAGUGAUAAAAAAUACCAUAUAAUAGAAAAUACUCGGGGCUCGGGUUUUAGAUUUCGGCAAGUGAUAUUCUGUGAUGCUAAGCAAGUCAUCCAGACCACAGACGUAUUGGACUGGGAGGAUAAAGAUGCUGUGGACACUUUGGUUGCUAAUGGAGUCCAUUCUCGGAUCAUCAAUCCUUUACGCCUUUUUGUGAAGCCCUCUCCAACAAUGAAACAUGGGCGGAUGUCAUAUUCAGACAACAUGGACAACUUUUGGGAUUGGUUAUCCAAUAUCACUGAAGUUCAGGAAUCUCUUGCACGAACUAAACGCAGACCAAUUGUGAAAACUGGAAAGUUUAAAAAAAUGUUUGGAUGGGGUGACUUCCAUUCUAACAUCAAAACUGUGAAAUUGAAUCUUCUGAUAACGGGGAAGAUUGUUGAUCAUGGCAAUGGAACCUUUAGUGUUUAUUUCCGGCACAAUUCAACAGGCCUUGGAAAUGUUUCUGUAAGCCUGGUGCCGCCUUCCAAGGUGGUGGAAUUUGAAUCUUCCCCUCAAUCAACUCUAGAGACUAAGGAAUCAAAGUCUUUCAACUGCCGAAUUGAGUAUGAGAAAACUGAUAGGGCUAAGAAAACUGCAUUGUGUAACUUUGACCCUUCAAAAAUCUGCUACCAAGAGCAGACCCAAAGCCAUGUAUCCUGGUUAUGUUCUAAACCAUUUAAGGUCAUCUGUAUUUACAUUGCUUUCUACAGUGUUGAUUACAAACUAGUGCAGAAGGUCUGCCCUGAUUACAACUACCACAGUGAGACACCAUAUUUAUCCUCUGGAUGAUGUACUCUCUCUUCUUCAAUGACUGUUAUAUUCAGAAAAAAAAAUCUGUCUGAAAUUCUAGUUUUAAAUUUCUUAAGGCAUUGUUCCUAAUCAGGUUAACUAAGCAGCUUUCUUCUCCCUAAAGGAAAAUUAUCACUUGUGGGCUGGUUCAUCCAUGCAUGUUCUUCACUUGGUGACUAGAACAUCAUAUAGCAACUUGCAUAUGUCAUUGAGCCAUCAUGAUCAAGCACCAUGUAACAUUGUCAUAAGACUUCAGAUCAGAGUCUCUAUUUGGCCAUGCAGUUGUAAUUUCAUGAUGAAUUACCAAAUGAGUGGACCAGCCUGAAGGUUUUGCUGUUAUCAUAAAUAUUUCAAUAUCCGAAAAUCAAAAUAUCACUUUUUCACAGUACAGUAUUUGUA
Molecule: messenger RNA, 1380 nt
Organism: Protobothrops mucrosquamatus (brown spotted pit viper)
Lineage: Eukaryota; Metazoa; Chordata; Lepidosauria; Squamata; Viperidae
Gene: NXPH2
Product: neurexophilin 2
Exons: 4
Coding region: 1-981 (326 amino acids)
Molecular function (GO): signaling receptor binding
Source: RefSeq, a predicted model, not a curated record